GUUCCUGUGCUCUCGUCGCAUUGCAUGACGGGAGCAGCGCAGAGCAGACUUCGCUAAGAAGCUCGGCCACGCCCGUUAGUCAGUCGCGCGCUGUAGCUCAACCACGCGUUGGGUUUAGGGAGUACAGCAUUUGGCUACCUACCGAACUGGGUACAAGUAACCCGAGUGUCAAGACCCGUCAUACACGCGCUCCUCAAAACAUAGCCACUAGCCGCCAUUGCCAUGCCGGCAUGCCGGCCAUGCCGUCCGUGAUGAGCUCACCAGCGCCGGCCCUCGUGCUCCUCCUCCUCGCGGCAAGCAUAGCAGCUUCUCAUGCGGGAGUAGCCUGCGGCGACUCCCCUGGUUCUACUUCUCCCUCCCGAGCACCGGCACCGUCGCCGCCGACGUCCAACACCACCAACAGCAGCGCGUUCCGCGCCAACGUCCUCGCGCUCCUGAACGCCUUGCCCCAUGCGGCGGCGUCCUCGGGCUUCGCCUCCCUCUCCUCCGGCGCCGGCGGCGACCGCGCCUUCGUCCGCGGCAUCUGCCGCGGCGACUCCACGCAGUCCGAGUGCCUCGCGAACCUGGAGGUAGCCGUCCGCGACUUCGGCGGCAGGUGCGCCUCCAGCCGGAGCGCGGCGGCGUGGUACGACAAGUGCUGCGUCACCUACGCCGACACCAACGCCUCGGUCGGCUACGAGGACCUCCUGCAGGAGGUGCUGUUCGACCGCAACAAAGUGUCCGACCCGGACAGCUACGACCGGACGUACUACGAGCUGAUGAAGAGCCUCGCGGCGCGGGUGGCCGGAGGGGCCGGCGGCGGCCCGGCGCGGAUGAGCAUGUUCGCCACCGGGCAGGCGGUGUACGCACCCGGCGAUCCCAAAGGGACGAUGUACGGUCUCAUGCAGUGCAUGAGGGACCUCAGCGCCGCCGAGUGCGGCCGGUGCCUGCGGUUGAUCGUACCAAAGCUGCCGACCUGCUGCUCGGGGUAUCAGGGAGGGGUGGCGCGAAACUUCAACUGCCACCUUCGGAUUCAAGUGUAUACCUACUACGACCUGGCGCUCAACGCUCCGCCUCCGGCUCCGGCACCACCGGGAUCUGUCCCCUUCCCCUCGCAGUCGUCCCCCGACGAGAGGCGCGGAAGGAGGAGGAGAUUACAGCAUGUCAUCCUUGUUGUCGCCAUUUCUGUUGGAACACUAUUUGUUCUAGUCGUCGUGCUUGCUUGUGUUCGCCGGCAGAGGAGAAGAAUCAAGCAGGUGAACAAGGAACACCAAGACAAUGCAGGGGAGGGCAUGAACUAUAUUAGUCUCCAGGUGUUGAGAGCUGCAACAUCCAAUUUCUCUAUAAGCAAUAAACUCGGGGAGGGAGGAUACGGAGAGGUUUUUAAGGGCGAAUUGCGGGACGGAAAGGAAAUAGCGGUCAAAAGGCUGUCAGCAAACUCUACUCAAGGGUUCAAUGAAUUGAAAAAUGAGCUAGUGUUAGCUAACAAACUUAAGCACAAGAAUCUGGUGCAGCUUCUCGGCGUUUGCUUGCAAGAGAAACUGCUGGUGUACGAAUACAUGCCUAAUGGAAGCCUAGACACGGCCCUUUUUGCAGAUCCUGAGAAGGCAAACCAACUGGACUGGACGAAAAGAACAGGUAUCAUCUCCGGGAUUGCUCGAGGUCUACUGUAUCUCCACGAAGACUCCCGGCUUAAAGUCAUACACCGUGACCUGAAGCCAAGCAACGUGUUACUGGACGUGGACAUGAACCCCAAGAUCUCAGACUUCGGUCUGUCUAGGGCUUUUGGUGGAGAUCAGUCGAUUGAUAUAACGAAACGGCCUGUCGGCACACUUGGAUACAUGUCUCCGGAGUAUGCGUACUGCGGCCAAGUCUCCACCAAGUCAGACAUGUACAGCUUCGGAAUCAUCGUUCUAGAGAUUGUGACGGGUCGAAGGAACAAUAGGUCGCUCGAAGAUAAUAAUUCGGCCUCCAGAUUUCUGCUCAGCUAUGUAUGGGAUAAGUGGAGCGCAGGGACGACGCAUGAGGUGGUGGAUCCUUCCCUGCGCGGGCGUUACCCCGAGGGAGAGGUGCUCAGGUGCGUGUGGAUCGGGCUGCUGUGCGUCCAGGAGGACCCGAGCGCCAGGCCGGACGCGGCGGAGGUGGUCCUCAUGCUCGACAGCCACUCCACGUCCAUCACCAUGCGGACUCCCUCCAGGCCGGCCUUCUGCUUCACGCAGCCCGGCGUCGUCAACCCGGUGCUCGGUUACUCAGCCCCCGGUUCAAACAAUGAAGUGUCCAUCUCCGAUCUCCAGCCUAGGUAGGUCGUAGGAGUAGGACGAUCUACGUAGCACAAGUUUGUGCAAUGCCAGAAUACCUACCACCAUUUCCAGUGAUGUGUUGGGCCUUCACUUGUUACUGAAGAAGAAGAAGAAGAAGCAAACUGUGAACCAUACAUAUACGUACAUGUGAUGCGUUGCAAACUCGGAAUCAUUGUAAAGCGUAAAUGACGAACCUUCGAAGUA
Hordeum vulgare subsp. vulgare (domesticated barley) is the source of this 2483-nucleotide messenger RNA. Its product is annotated as cysteine-rich receptor-like protein kinase 15. NCBI's taxonomy places the organism in Eukaryota, Viridiplantae, Streptophyta, Magnoliopsida, Poales, Poaceae. The transcript is spliced from 7 exons. Gene Ontology annotation, biological process: protein phosphorylation. Bases 231 to 2282 code for a protein of 683 amino acids. Gene Ontology annotation, molecular function: protein kinase activity; ATP binding. The record is from RefSeq and is a predicted model, not a curated record.